Lineus longissimus is the source of this 4904-nucleotide messenger RNA. RefSeq names its product guanylate kinase-like. The coding region runs from base 462 to 1067 and encodes 201 amino acids. The record is from RefSeq and is a predicted model, not a curated record. NCBI's taxonomy places the organism in Eukaryota, Metazoa, Nemertea, Pilidiophora, Heteronemertea, Lineidae. Gene Ontology annotation, cellular component: cytosol. Gene Ontology annotation, molecular function: GMP kinase activity. The transcript has 7 exons. Gene Ontology annotation, biological process: purine nucleotide metabolic process.
CUGGACCACCAGUAAUUACAGAUGGUGUGUACCCCUUAAACUUCUUUCAUUCAAUUCCAAACAAAUGCCAGCCAACAUCAAUAGAGUGUUCCUGACAGACCCAGUGAUAUUUGCUUAGGCUAAUGCACAAUUACCUAUAAUAUAGUCUUACGUUUUGAAAUAAAUAAAGUUGGCAUGCUUAGAAGCUCACCCGCACACACGAAGCUAGUUGUGGCUAUUGUUUGGUCCACAUGGAGACUAAAGGCCUAAACAUUUUACGAGUCCAAAAAGAGUAGGCCCAUUGCCAGCAAGACACAAAUCAAGUCGGCUUGAUACAUGUGUACAUGUCUACUUUGUGGGAUUUUUUGAUUGGAAUUUGACUCACGAGUCGGGUAGAAGACUUUUUUGGGAAAUUGGAUCUUUAGCAUUGCCUGGGUUGAGCUGUUGGGGCCGAAGUUCUCAACAUUCUUCAAAAACUAACCAUGUCGUCGCCGUACCGGCCUAUCGUGAUGAGCGGGCCAUCGGGAAGUGGCAAGAGCACACUCUUACAUCGGCUCAUGGACAAACACAAGGACUGUUUUGCAUUUAGCGUCUCACACACAACGAGAAAGCCGCGACCAGGGGAGGUUCAUGGGACAGAUUAUUGUUUUUCAACGAGAGAAGAGAUGCAGCAGGCAAUAGAUAACGAUGAAUUUAUCGAGUCGGCAGAAUUCUCAGGGAAUCUUUAUGGAACAAGUAAAAAGGCUGUGGAGGAGGUGGCCAAGACCGGGCGUAUAUGUAUAUUAGAUAUCGACAUGCAAGGUGUGAAGAAUAUCAAGGCCACAAAUCUUAACCCGAGAUAUAUAUUUAUUAGGGCACCGAGCAUGGACAUUUUGGAGAAACGGUUACGGGGUAGAGAUACUGACACUGAAGAUGCCGUUCAGAGGCGAUUAGCCUCAGCAAAGGCAGAAUUAGAAUAUUCUCAUGAAAAGGGAUCGUAUGACAUGGUGAUUGUAAAUCACGACGUGGAUAUCGCAUAUGAACAACUUGAGGGAUUUCUCAAAGACGAUAUAGAGACUAUACGUAAAGCAAAGUUCAAGUCACGAUGAACACUAUUUUGAAGAUUUUUAACUUCUCUAGGAAAUUGUUAUGCUGUAAACCCUUGUAUUCUCACAGCCUUGUUAGUUCGCAAAAACGAACAUUUUAGAUUUCACUUUCAUUGGGCUUAGGCUUAGAAAUAGCCCCUAGUUUCAAAGGGUAAUACUUUCAUCCUCGCACAUGACAAUAUUAUUUUGUUAUCCUCGCACAUGAAAAUAUUAGGGUUUACGAUAGUUUAAAAGCUCAACAAAGCAAACCAUGGCUCAGUGGCGGCCAUUUUGGACGUCAAUCAAUGCCCCUGAUGCUAAGACGUCACCGCCCAAGUGCACCACAUGUUAUUGACGUCGUGGUUGUCGUCGACAAUGACAUAAUUUCAACAUUCAAAAGGGCGUCUUGCUAUGAUGAUGUCAUCUGCACAGCCUCAGUUUAUAAAAAUGAUUACCUCGACUCGAUAUUCGAUUGCAAAUUUCUCGAUUUUUCACAUUCGAUGUGUUCCUAUCAUCUGCUAAUUAUAAAUAUAUCUGUCAUAUUAAAGGAGGAGUAGAGAGUUUUUGCACGGCCUGCACUUAUGUACUGUACUGAUAUAUAUAUUUACAUGCAGUUCUUGUGCGUGUGGUGGUUCUCUAGGGCAUCAAAAAAUAUACACAAACAUUCUACUAAUUGUUUGCUUACACUUCCAUCUUCAGCACAUUCUAUGCAGUAACUUUACAGUUUUGCCGGUACAUCAUUCGGUUCUGCUAUUCCUUCAAAGGGGUACGCCGUUCCUAAAUACUCGUGGUUCAGUUAUAAAGAAAUCCACUGAUACGCAAAGCCGUAGUGCAGAUAUUAUUUUUUAACUUGGUAUUCACAGUAUUUGUAUGUCAGUCUACACAACGGCAAUGUUGAAAUUUGUUUGAACUUGGUAUUCAUAGUAUUUGUAUAUCAGUCUACACAACAGCAAUGUUGAAAUUUGUUUAAACUUGGUAUUCAUGGUAUUUGUAUAUCGUCUACACAACGGCAAUGUUGAAAUUUAUAUUAAUAUGUAUUUCCGCAAUUGGAAAUUUUGUAAUUCAAUUCCAAAUUCCAAAUUUUUAACGAACGGCGUAGGCCUUUAAGGGUUUUUUGCAGGUGAGGGCUAAAGUACCUACAACAAACAAGCAAUUUUAAUUCAUGCGACAAGAAUACUUCAGAUUGCAUUCGAUGAUCAUCGCUUGAUUUUGGUGGUCAUCACAGGGUGCCACCUGCGAUUCUAUAUCAAACAAAGCGAUUUCCGGUUUACCCGCAAACCAGAGAACUUUUCGUUGCACAUAAGAGUGAUUAUUAUCGCAUGUUGCUGCAAUUUAAUUGUUCUGUUGCGUGGCGCUUUAGGUAUUGUUAUGAAAUGUUAUGUUUAUGAAUCACUGAGGGACCACUUCCAAGGCUGUUUUGAGAUAUUCUAUGCAGGGCUAUCUACAUCUAAUUGUACGUUUGUAGUGUACGUUGUAAUCAAAUUUCUGGUACUAAAAGACCACAGAAGACACGUCAGAACAAACUUAGUUCCAAGGCAUUUUAAAAGGAUGAGCAUUUGGUAAUCUCUGUUGGGCUCCUGUACCAAUCGGUGCAGAACUGGUGAUAUUUUUCGGUGGCUUGUCUAAUUGUUAGUACGAUAAACAGUUCAUUGUUUUCUCUGUAGAUUUUACUGUUAGAAAUCUAUGUUUGUAUCCGAAAAUAUUCAUAGGUUAAAAGAUUGUUUUUCAUGACAUUGAUACUGGAACAUUUGAAGCAUCGUAACCACUUUGCUACAGGACUGCAGGUAUCGUCCUGCGUUUCGUAUUCUCGGUAGUGGUGCGCUGCGUUGAGGAUCAUUAAACUGGUAUUUUGGACCAUCGUAGCGUGCGUCAUAAUACUCUUGACCAGAAUGAUGGUCCAUCGUAGUGAAAUGGUAAAAGGGGUAUGCCAUUUGUGAUUACUGGUGGUCCAGGAAAAUCGAAAUUCUGUUAAACAAAAUCGUAGUGUAGUUUUUAUGCAUGCUGGAAGCCUUUAAGGGGUUAUGUUUCUGGUAACACGGUUUUAGUGAAGCGUCUACGUGUUAAAGUUGUGGCCUCAGUACUUAAAAUGAAUGAACAUGUAUUUGAGAAAUUUUGGUUGUGCCAAUCAAGCUUAAUAUGAAUUUCGACAAUGAUGUUGGGUGAUAUGAAUAAAGGCUAGCAAAUGCUUUUACUUCAAUUUUGUACAGAAAGGCCAAGUGUAAAUGUACAUGGAGUUUUAGAUAAAAGCAUUUACUACUCUUUAUUCAUAUCACCCGUUGUGUAGGCAGAUAUGCAGAUGCCAUAAUUGCCAAGUUUCAGCAUAUUAUCAUGCAUAAUAACUGCACUACAGCACUGUGUACUUCUGUUUUCCGGAGCCACUAGUGAAUACAUUGAACAGACGUUCCCCUUUGAUAGAAAACUUAAUGUCACUGUUUUAAGGAGACAGGUAAAAAGAUGAGGCAUUUUGCAUAAUGGCUCAUAGAAAGAAUAAAGUUGUAUUUUAAAGUGUUAUGUAUAUAUUUCUGUAUUGUAUUUCUGUAAUCAUUCUGAAUCACGUAUAUGUGUAAUUAGAUAAUUAAUGAAGAAAAUGUUAGCUAAUUAACUGCAAUGAUUUAAUAAUUAUUUGUUCUACUUUAGUGUUCUAAUUCAUCUAAAAAAGGGACCAUUUCAAAUUCACUGAUGAUUAAAACGAGUCCUAGACCCAGAACCUUUUUUUUCGACAGAAAUGGGAAAAAAAUUAGCACCUGUUUGUUGGUGAUCUUAUACAAGAUAAGAUAAGAUAAGAGUCACGAAUUUAUAUAGGGCUCUUCAGUGAUGAGACUGUUAAAGCGCUGGCCCGAAAUGUUCCUUGGAAGAGAAAUGUUUUUAGAGAUUUUUUGAAAGGCAAAAAGUCAAUGGUGUUGGCAAGUUCAUGAGGAAGAAGGUUUUUACAGUCUUACAGCAGAUGCCACAAAACUGGAAGUUUUUCAAGGAAGUUUUUCCAAUCUUUCUUUUGCAUUCUCUAUCAAGAUUGAGAGAUGGUCCCAAACUAGUCUUACAUUUCAAUUGCGCAUUCUGUAUUUUCACUGCCUGGUGCCUGGAUAGUCAUAUCACGGACGAAACAGCUUGUUAAAGGCCUAGGCCGUUCGACAGAAAGUUGACAUUUUUUAAUUUGAAAUGUUCCAAUCGCAUAACAUAAACUGUACGUACAAAAUAUGAAUUUCAAAAUAGCCAUUAUGUUGACAGAUAUACAAGUCCUAGGUAAGUUUCAGCAAAGAUGCAUGCAUGAUAAUUAUGCUACGACGUGUAUAGCUGCAUUAAAAUAGCAAUAGCUGACCCACAAUCAGGGCGUACCCCUUUGAAGGGGUACGCCGUUCGUUAUUAUUUGUGGUCCAGUUAAAAAGAAAUUCACUAAUUCACAAUGCCGUAGUGCAGUUAUUUUGAUUACGAAUUAACUUGGUAUUCAUGGUAUUCGUAUAUCAGUCUACACAACGGCAAUGUUGAAAUUUAUAUUUAGUAUAUAUUUUUGCAAUUUGGGCAUUUUUAGAUUCAAUUACAAAUUCAAAAUUUUUCACAAAUGGCGUAGGCCGUUGAUUACAUUAACACUUCUUUGUAUUAUCUGUUCUGUAUACGUAGUUAUCCCAGUCUGUGCUACUGUAAACCCCUUUAUUUUUGUGCCCAUGUAGAUAUUUGCGAAAACAUCCAUUUCAGUCUUUGCUUCCAUUUAUUUGUGCGAAUGGGUGCAUUUUCCAAUGAUCAAACGAUAAAGAUGAAUAUUUUCUUGCCCUGAAGUUCACAAUUGUAUGUCUUCUCUCAAAAAUAUAGGGGUUAAUAGUAUUUGUUGGUCAGUUGAAAUAUAAGAUAAAUCAAUUUUAUUAGAAA